Messenger RNA from Paramuricea clavata, 933 nucleotides. Lineage: Eukaryota; Metazoa; Cnidaria; Anthozoa; Malacalcyonacea; Plexauridae. The record is from the annotation of a GenBank genome assembly.
AUGGGUAUAUCCAUGAGACAGAUGAAGUCCCCAAUCAUGCAUCAUCGCCAGGAAAACCGUGAUGAAGUCAAAUUACCAAGGAAAAGUGACCGCUUGCGAAUACCAGACAGCUAUGAGUUAUCCUGUAACCGACUACGAUCAAUGCACUUCAAAUUGCACAAGAAACCAGAACUUCUCAAUGAAUAUGACCAGAUUAUUAAGGAACAGCUUUCGUCCGGUAUCAUCGAAAAAGUUCCAGAGAAGAAAAUUAAAGAUCGAGAACACAAAGAUGUACAUUAUCUGUACCACACCAUAUGCAGUUACACGACAAAACCCAGAGACAACUAAGCAACGUGCCGCACAUGAUGGUUCGGCCAAAUCACAAGGUAAAGAAUAUGCGCUGAAUGAUUGUUCAGAGACAGGACCAAACUAUAUCCCGCAGUUGCUCGAUGUUUUACUACGAUUCCAUUGGAAUCCCUUGCAGUCUGGGCAGAUAUAGAGAAAGCCUUUUUGAUGGUUGCCAUUCAUCCCCAAGAGCGAGAUAUGCCACGCUUUCUGUGGAUGAAGAAUCAUCAAGGGGAAUUCAUUCACCUACGAUUUUGCCGCCUGAUGUUUGGAUUGCGACCGUCUCCAUUUAUAUUACAGUAGGUGCAGUCCUUGAUCAUCAUUUGGAUAGAAAUAAGAAACGUGAUGCUGAUCCUGUUGAAUUGAUAAAGAAAUCUAUGUAUGUCGAUGACUUUUAUCUUCUCAACGGCUCGAGUUUAUCAAUAAAGAAGAGGAUUAAAGAUUUAAAGCCUAAAUAAUUCUACGUCCAUCAGUAAGGAGCCUGAAGGAAGUGUAACAGAAGAAGACGAAUCCUACACUAAAUCAACAGUUGGCACCAGCGCUCGUAAUGAAGAGAAGUUAGUGAAGGUACAUGGGGUUGGUCCAACUAGCAAGAUUCUCUCCCUUUAA